AUGUUACGCAGUAGAAUCAAUCUCUUUCAUAUGGAGCUGGUCAGCAACAAAUACGAUGUGCUCGUCGAGAUGGGCCGGGUGGGCGGCGGCUUCAAUGCAGGCAUCGCCAUCGUUAGGCGUAGAUCAGACCGACUAAUUUGUGUUCGCAAGCGACUCGUCCUCGGCCAGCUAUCGACGCCGCGCCACUGGAAUCGAGAGGCAGCCCUCAUGCGUAAACUGCGAGGACAUCGGAACAUCUGCGGCAUCAUCGAAGCUGACAUCGGGCCGGAGAAGGGCGAAUUAUACCUCGAGUAUUGCAAAAUGGGCACCCUGCACGAUUUCAUGAAAUACAUGAAAGGCACCAACCUCGCUGUUCCUGAGCCAUUCGUGUGGCACGUGCUGUAUGGCUUAGUCGCAGCAUUGUGCUGGAUGCAUGAUGGCAUUCUCAAUCCAUCCAACAUCCGCCGACCCAGCCAAGGACGCAUGACAGGCUGGAUGCCUGUCAUACACAGGGAUAUUAAACCGGAUAAUUGUUUUCUCCAAACCAACACAUCCCACAGGACCAUAUAUCCAACGGUUAAGUUGGGUGAUUUCGGCCUCGCUAUCAACAAGGAGGACAUCAAUAACUUGAGUUCUACCAGCAGCGCAGUGUGCGCCCCAGGUUGGUUCCCCCCGGAGUACCCUCUAUGUGGUGAACGUAGCGAUGUCUACCGUACUGCGGCGAUAGCCCAGUUGUUGUGCCUGCCUCACUGGGCCCUUGGCAUUGGUGCGCAAAUAUCAUCACCUUACAGUUCAGAACUGGCUACUUACAGCCGGACACCUUGCCUCGCGCAAAUUCCGGUUCCCAGUGGCGCGUUCAGGGUUCGUGAAUUGUAG
Molecule: messenger RNA, 855 nt
Organism: Blastomyces gilchristii SLH14081
Lineage: Eukaryota; Fungi; Ascomycota; Eurotiomycetes; Onygenales; Ajellomycetaceae
Product: NEK protein kinase
Exons: 2
Coding region: 1-855 (284 amino acids)
Biological process (GO): protein phosphorylation; chromosome segregation
Cellular component (GO): nucleus; cytoplasm; centrosome
Molecular function (GO): ATP binding; protein kinase activity
Source: RefSeq, a predicted model, not a curated record